Solea solea (common sole) is the source of this 9109-nucleotide messenger RNA. RefSeq names its product low-density lipoprotein receptor class A domain-containing protein 4-like. Gene Ontology annotation, biological process: negative regulation of transforming growth factor beta receptor signaling pathway. Bases 1089 to 2063 code for a protein of 324 amino acids. The transcript is spliced from 7 exons. Gene Ontology annotation, cellular component: early endosome membrane; Golgi membrane. NCBI's taxonomy places the organism in Eukaryota, Metazoa, Chordata, Actinopteri, Pleuronectiformes, Soleidae. The record is from RefSeq and is a predicted model, not a curated record. Gene Ontology annotation, molecular function: R-SMAD binding.
CGGCUGUCAGACAGCAGCAGCAGCAGCGUGUGUAGCGUACAGUGGAGCAGCUGGGCUCUGUUUUGCUUCCCACUCUGGAAACCGCUGUAGUGCAGUUGGACUUCACGUCUGGCGACACAACAUCACAGACUUUUAACAAGCAACUGCGUUUACAGGAGCAGAAUGGUGAGGACAGAGGUCACUAAAGCCACGGAGCCAACAGCUGCAGCUACUAGAGUCUAAUUGUAAGUGUUGAAGCUGUUGUGCCAAUGUGAGAGCACCUCAGUACCUCGUGCUGAGCUCCAGACUGCAGCAGCGGGACAAAAGACCUAAGAGAGGAGAGAGAGAGAGAGAGAGGGAGAGAGAGGGAGAGAGGAAAAGAGACGACGGGAGGAGAAAAAACACAGAAACAAGCCAGCAAGGAGAAUCCAAGGAGACAAGAUGUUGAUCAGAGCUGAGUUAAAGAGACAAACCUGACUCUGUGUGAAUCACAAAUCUUAAAAUAUAGACAAAAGAAAUAGCUUCUUGAUUUAAAAACUAAAUGUCACAAGGAAGGUUGAAAGGUUCACCUGCAACCAGACACCUUUAGAAGUUGAAAGACCCUGCACUGGACAUGGCUUUGGGCCUGUGUUCUGGUCCCACACUGAAACUUCUCAAACUUGCUUCUCUCCUCCUCUAAAUUUUCACAGCGCUCACCACCCAAAGAAAAAGGAAAAAACCCUGCAUCUCCUCACGUGACGCUCCUCUUUCUCCGCGCCAUCUUUUCACACCUUAAGUAAAAACAGUCCAAAGACUUUCCAGACCAUCACUCAUUGUAGAGAACCAGGCAGCUGCACACUUAGUGAACACGACUGACCGCGCUGUCUCGCUGAGGAGUGGACAAAAAACACUCACCUAUGCCAGAGUUUGACCGGCAACAGGUCCUUUUAUUGCCACACAUGGACUGUUGAUGAAGAAAGAUGGCAGUGAGAAUGGCAGGUGCCACCCCUUCCUCUCGGCCACCCUCCCUCCCCCCCGUGGCCCCGGCUCGGACUGGUUAAGGUUGGUGUAUUGGCAUCCAUCGCAACAGCAGCAGCAGCAGCAGCUGACAGAGUGUGGGAAGGAGCAGUAUGCAGGAAACUGACUUACCAGCCACAAAUGCCUUCAAAGAGUGCAAGUUCCACUGCACCAAUGGGAAUUGUUUGCGUCUGGGCUCGCUGAUCUGCAACCAGCUGAAUAACUGUGGGGAUAACAGCGAUGAGGAGAACUGCCCCGUGGUCACCCAGCACCCGCCGCCAGGCAUCUUCAACUCUGAACUGGAGUUUGUUCAGAUUGUCAUCAUUAUCGUGGUGAUGACGGUGAUGGUGGUGGUGAUCAUCUGCCUGCUCAACCAUUACAAACUCUCAACCUGGUCUUUCAUUACAAGGCAGAGCCAGGCCCGCAGGCACGACCAUGCCCUGCAGCAGGACGGAUGUCUGUGGCCUUCAGACAGUGGUUCGCGACAAGGUGCCUCGGAGGUUCUGUAUGCUCCCCAGGCUAGGGAUCGUUUCACUGCUCCCUCCUUCAUGCAGCGUGACCGCUUCAGCCGCUUCCAGCCCACCUAUCCCUACCUGCAGCACCAGAUUGACCUGCCGCCCACCAUAUCGCUGUCAGACGGCGAGGAGCCUCCACCAUAUCAGGGUCCCUGCACCCUGCAGCUCCGUGACCCCGAGCAGCAGAUGGAGCUCAAUCGCGAGUCGGUGAGGGCGCCACCCAACCGGACCAUCUACGACAGUGACUUAAUCGACAUGGGAGGAGGCGGGAGUCUUGGAAGAGCUGGGGGAGGAGGGGGAGGCAUGGGAGGCGGCGGCGGCCCAAGGCCGCCCAGCAGCAACUCGGGCAUCAGCGCGGCCAACUCCAGCAACCACGGGCGCAUGGAGGGCCCGCCGCCGGCGUACAGCGAGGUGAUGGGCCACUAUCCCGGCUCUGCGUUCUUUCUACACCAGCACAGCAAUAACCAGAGGGUGGGGGGGCCGGGCAGCAGGACGAUCCAGCAGCAGAGCCAAUCAGAAAGCACAAUAAUACCUGCCAAGGCCAAGGACGGCCAGCCAGACGACCUGGUGUGAAGAAAAGGCCAGCAAGGCAGGUGGGGUCGCCCGCCCCAGACUGAGAACUGUCUCUCCACUUCACCGCUGAUCACCAGUAAGCAGUGGACUGUCUCCCUCUCUCGCUCGCUCACUCUCUCUCUGUCUCUCUGAUGUCCUCCUUCCAACACGCUCAUGCACAAAUAAAUAUCAACCUUAGCUACAAGUAAACACGGAAAGAGAGGAACCAAGAGUUGAUAUCAGGAUGUAUGCACUGCAUGGAGACCUUUUUUUUUUUUUCUCUCUCCAUCACACGAGAAAAAAAACAUACUGCUAGCACAGAUUGAAACGAUUUGCUUUAUUUGUUCCCUCGGGUCACGGCUCUAUCUGCAGGAACUGAGGAUGACAAUGAUGUUUUGCUUUUUCUUUUCUUUUUUUUUCUUUUUAUUAUUAUUAUUUUAUUUCCCUUUAUUAUUUUUUUUUGGACCGGGAUCUGUGCACAAAACGAGAACUGAGCUGAGAAUCAAGGACUUACAGAGAACACAACAAAACAAGAGACUCACAAACCCAAAUCUUAGUGCCAAGGUUCACGAGGAAGCAAAACAAAGGGGGAAAUGACUCACUCUGACACUGAAAACACAAACAAGAAAAGUUGCACUAUCUUUUUGCUGUAAAAGAAGAGAGGGAAAGAUGCUAUGUGAUGAUGAUAAUUCAAAUGUUUUUGUUUAGGUUUUUUUUUAGUUUGUUUUUUGUUUUGUUUUUAUUUACCUGGGGUUUCUUUUUUUGUCCUUUUCAUAAAUGGACUGACUGAACUUUGGCUCCAAAGUUGUUUAAACAGUUGGGAGCAAAAAAAAAAGAAAAGAAAAACAACCAACAACAAGUAUUAUAAGCUUAUGUCCUUCCUUUUUUGAAUACCAGAAGAAAUACUUGUACCCAGCCUACAACAUCUCUGUCUGCUUACACCACAGGCACAGUGAGACUUAGUAAGAGAAUAACCUUUUACUGCUUCAUGUGCGAGUACACUUCAGCCUCGCGGGGAUGGAAUCUGCCUCGUAACCAGCUGCUGGGCGCACAAAACAUCUCUCACUUCCUUCGGUUGUUUGUUACAUGAUUUGAGGAAGGGUUUACUUUAGCCUGAGUAAACUCUGAGAAAGAUGAGGGGCUGCUCGGCAAAGACCAACAUGCUCCAAACCAACCAUUCUUGGUCACCUGGUUGAGUAAUCACGUUAACCAAAAAUGACUCGAGUCAUUAAUAAGAUAAAACAAAACGUCCGUCCAGCAGCCUGGUUGCAGCUGAUUCCCCUUUUCUCAACCCUGUCCCGACCUUUGAGCACUCGACACUUCCACUUUCCUGUUUCCUGCUUUGAUGCCCAACCCCCCCCCCCAACCCGCCCCUCCUCUCACCUCUCAUCCUGGCAUGCACAGUGCAUUCUGCCAACAGCCACACUGAAACUCGAACCCCGCCACCUUAACAAUGGAAACACAAAACAACAACAAAAGAGAAGGCUUGUCUCUCCGUCUUUGUGUCUCUUAAGCCACACACAGAAAGAGGGGAAAAAAAAAAAAAUCAACCAACAUGUCACAAAGUGAAGAUUCCUGUCUGCAUCCGCCAACACAGUGAUCAGGUUUUAAAGGAAAAUCGUCUGUGGUCAAAGUCUAAGGGCUAAGGGAGGGUCCUUUUUUUUGUAAAAGAAAAAGAAAAAAAACUUUUUUGAAAAUCUAGCCAUUUUCUCUGCUCAUCGUUGCCUUCUCCUCUGCUCUUGCGCUUUCUCUGUGUCUUGCGCUCCCUUUGUCCUGAACCGCACCCCCUCCACCCCCUCCACCCCCUCCACCCCCAGAAAACUGCUUCAUAACGGUGUUAAAACGCUGCUCAUCGUCCCCAUUCUUUUUCAUCCAUGUGCAGAAAAAGUGCGUGCAAAUGAUGCAGAGUCCGCCAAGCCCUUUAAAGUGGAGACUGGAGUGGAGAACUUGUUUGGCAGUGUGCUUGUGCUACCCCUCUCCUCCCUGUGUGUCUGUGAGUGAGGGAGUGAGUGAGUGAGAGAGUGUGUGAGUGUACUUGUAUUUGUUGCCUCUUUAGGACCUUUUCUUUUUUUGGCAUAAACACCGACCUUGUCAGGACCUGUAGUUUUCACGGCGUUCCAAACCUGGUCCUCGUGAGGCAGAACCUCAUUUCCGAGGAACUAGAUAAGUUUAGGGCUAAGAUUUGAGUUAAGUUAAGGUUAGGAAUUAACUGGUUAUGGUUAAGGUUAGGGAUAAUGCUUAAGGUUAGGCUCUCCAAAUGAAUGGAGGUCGAUGACAGUCCUCACAAGGAUAGCUCUGUGUGUGUGUGUGUGUGUGUGUGUGUUGUUGGUCAGACCUUUUCAUCAACACAGAAAAGCACUUAGUGCUCCUGCAGGAGCAUUUUGUGUGUAUGUGUGUGCGCUUAUGUGUCUGUCUGAGUUAGGAGUUUCAAGGACGUUUUACUUAUUUGGCACUGUCCAUAUUAACCAUUAUUAAUUAAGCUUUCAGCGGAGUGUCUCUUGAAAAAGCCUGAGAUGCGCGCCGGUUACUUUCAUGGCGUAGAAGUGACCUCAGCGUAGAAGCUCAAACAAAGUGCACAUGGUGAGUCCACCCACAGUUUCCAUUAAAGCUGCAGAAAACUCAGUUUAAUGGUGUAAACUGAGCACUGGGUUCAUAUCUACAGGUGUGUGCUUGUUUUAAUGUGUGCUGAAAUAUUGUCCCACAUUCGGUGCUUGGGAGAAGCAGAGGUGUGUGUGUGUGUGUGUUUUCACAGCUUUAACAUUUGCCAACCUGUGGAUGAUGAUGGUGAACCAGCUGCAGGAAGAAAAGUAUGAAACUUUUCUUUCUUGUCUUUUGAGGAAAUUUAGAGGUUGUUUUUUCUCGUUGUCAACAAAUCCCAUAAAGAGUGAAAGAUAGUUUAUCACUUAAGACGUCUGUGACUCACACUGGAUGUGCUGCCUGCAGUGCAGAACAUCUCACUUUUCAUUUAGGCACAAGUUAACUGACGAGGGCUUAUACACAGCGUGAGAUGGUCACAUGUGCUCUUUCUUGGGAAUGGACCUCUUGCCUAUGUUGCAAAAAUAGACAAUGAAACUGACCUUUCUUCACAGUUUCAUGCUCUUUAUGAGUGGCAUAUGUUCCCGUUUCAAAGUAAACACUCUUUAUUGUGAAAUAUGUCCAAGAGUUCUGGGAUUGAGUUGAGAACAGAGAAGUGUUGAGGAGCAGAUGAGUGCUGCUGCUGCUGCUGUCGCUGUCACGCAAUGCACACACAUCCAGUGUGAACCGGGCCCCAGACUCAGGACUCGAGACUUUUACAAAGACCCCACAACUGCAGUAUAUGGUGACCCACAAAAUCACCUUCCCUCAUUCUGACGCUUGGUUUGAACUCGUGCAGGUCGUGCUACGUCACUUCUACAUGCCUUAAUGCAUUAAGUUGCCCUCAUGCGGUCGGCUUGGUUUAUUAAAUAUUUGUACCUGAUACAGUGGCUGGUGAGCGUGUGGAACACGAGCGGGUCACCCUGAGUUCAAGUCGAACAAAAACAAACGGCAGUGUCUUGUUGAUGCUAAUGGAGCGUCUUUUUUAUCCCACUGUAACACACUUUAAUGUGUUUUGAUUCGAUUCUGGGCAGUAAACGGUGGCGCCAUGAGAAUGAGAUACACGCAGAGUCUGUGUUGUUUUUCUUUCUUUCUCCGUUUUUAUGGGAUUUACUGACAGUUAGAAAAACCAGGACACCGUCGGACGUCUUCAUGCCGAGUCGCACUAGGUCAAAUAAGAGGUUGUGUACAAUCGGAAAACAACAGAGUACUAUGACGGUUGUACUUAUGUUGUUUAAUAUUUGGUUUGUUGGGGAGUGAAGAGAGUGAGGUUGAUAACUGCAGCACAGCUCGCUCUUAUACUCUCGGCAGAUGUCUUUGUGAUGAUGAUGAUGACGAUGACGAAAUGUCUUCAGUGCGUCUGUUACCAUCAGUGUGUUUGAAUGUAUGCUUCCUGCUUAGUGUGUGUGUGUGUGUGUGUGUGCAGGUUACGACAUCACUGCUGCUAUUGUUGUUGCUGCUGCUGCUGCUACUAUUGUUGCUACUGCUGCUUCUCAUGUCCCUCCCUCUCUAUCCCCCCCCCCCCGUCCCUCUGUCCAUCCUGUCCCCUCGACUCAUCCGUUACUGUAAGGAGAGGAAUCAGACCGACUGCAGUCAAACGCACAGGUACCGAGACAUCAUGUGGACACUCACCUGUGUCUUUGACUGUACGGACCUGCUCCAUAAAACCCCCGGCUUUUGUCCUCCCUCUCUUCCUCUUUUCUGUUGUCGCCCCGCACCCCGCACCCCUCGCCUUGUUCUGUCUGUGCAGUCAUAGCUUGUAAAUGGAGGCUAUAAAGAUGAAUCUUAUGUUUUCUACAAGGAGGUUUGCAUGUUACUAUUAUGUGAGUAAAUAAGGUGCCUAACGUUCAUGUUCAAGCAGACCACACCUCGGUGAACCUGCUGCUUGGAAUCCUUGCAGGUGCUUCUGGGCGGGGCUCGCCGCCUGUCUGGCAGAAUGGAACACAAGCGUGCGAGCGAGCGAGCGUUGGUUCGGAUUUUGCCAAACGAAAAAGAAAAACAACAAACGACAACAAUAUUUGUCCUUUCCCAAAGUAGACACAGUGGUAACAUGAUUCCAGGGGCCUGGAGCGGUUGUCAGUCAGGUCUCGAGCUCCUUCAUGAUUACAGAGUGAGUGUGAUCCUGCAGAAAUUCAAGGUCGACACCAAACUAUUAAUGAAGUGGACCAGCAGGACCAGCACUCUGUGUAUGUGUGUGUUUGCGUGUUAUUGUUACCUCUUUAGGACAUUUUCUGGCAAAAAAGAAAAAAAAAAAAAACGCAGGACCACCAGUAGUUGUCAUGGAGUCAUGGAGACCAAAAACCUGGUCCUAACGAGGCAGAAGCUCAUCUCUGAGGAACUGGUUAUGGUUAGGGUUAGGCUGUCCAAGUGAAUGCAAAGUCCUUAUAAGGAUAACUGUGUGAACCUGUGUGUGUGUGUUUCCAUGUCAACAGAACAACUCCAAUCUUCAGCUCAGCCUUGAACAUUUUUAUUUUUCCUUUAUUUUUUCUUUCUCCCCAUCCCCCCCUUUGCUCCGAGUUCUAACCAGAUUCCGCGGGAAUGUUUACAAAGUAUAAAAUGUCCAUUGUGCCAGACAGCAGCGGUCGCCCCCGGCGAAGCAGCUGAAGCCAUUUCAAUCAGUAACAGGCCACGUGUGGAGCAGACAUAGGAACCCACUUGCACUCAAAAAGCUCCAACCUUCGUUGUGCCUCACUUCCAACGGUGCUUUUUUCAGUAGUCUGUCUUUCUUUAUGUUUGUUUGUAAGGUGCUGUAUAUAACUUGAAUAUAUUAUGCACAUAUCCUACCCAAUGGGUAGAAACCACAAAAAAUGUUGUGAAUAAUGUAAUAUAAUGUGUAUAGACAAUGUAAGAAUUUUAAGGAGGCAGCAUCAAAUUUGUAAAUGCCUACAGUUAAAAACAAACAAACAAACAAAAAAAAAUAAUAAUGUACUUUGUCUUUUUUAUGAGAAAACAUGGUUUGCAAAAAUGAUGCUUAAAUAAUAUGGUUGCAACAAAAAUACAACAUAAUAUUUUGCUAUAAAUAAUAGUGUGUUAUGACAAGGAUGAGAUAACCUCUGGAUUAAGCAAGUUGUUGAGAAAAGUUAUUAUUCACUUAUUCUCCUUUUUUUUUUUAAACUCCUCCCCCCGCAACGACACAAUUUGAUUCCUGUUCUCUGAACAAAUCUUUGUUUCCUCAACAGCUCGGUCAUUUAUUUUUUUUUUUAUGUUCUUAUGUCUCACAAACACAAAUCAGUCGGUGUUUGUGUCGCGUGCAUUCAGAGGUCGAACGUCAGUUGGACAGACGGGCAGAUGCGUCACAUGACCCAGUAAACCAUCAGCACUUCCCUAAACCAGAAGACGUCCAUUCGUCCAUAUUUAUCUUCUUCUUUUUACGUAGUUCCCGAGCUGCUGUGGCUCCGGCUGACGUUGGACGCCGCUCAUAGCACUUCAGCACGGCUACGGGACGAUCAUGAUCACAUGAACGCUGAACAGAAAAAGGAAAAUAUGACUUCCUCUUUCUUUUCCUUUCCUUUUUUUUUGCCACAAUAGAAAAAGUUGCACCAGCGUGAAACGUGUGAAAAAACACAGAUAAAAAAAACGUCAUUUAUUUAACCUUUUUCUCUUGAAUUAUUCUUUUUUUUUCUUUCUUUUUUUACAUUACAAUAUUAUACUCGGCACAGUAUAUUGAAACAAGCGUCAUGUUUAAUCUGCAGUUCAUUUAUUUACAGUAUGUACUAAAAAUAACCUCACUGUACAAUAACGGCAGAGCAUGUUCAUUCUUAUCUAUAGACGAUGUACAUAGCAACGCGCCAUUUUCUCUACAAAGCACCAAAUAAGAGGCAGUUGUGUAGUUUAUCAUUUUGGAAAAAGUGUCUUUGGUUAGAGCUCGACUCUCGUUCCUCUAAAUGAACCUUUGUUUGUUUAUUUGAAUUUUGUUUGUUUCCUGCACUAGCUUGAAGAACUAGCUUGGGCUCAGACUAAUCGUUGUCUGAUUUGUGCCCCUGCAGUGUUGCUCCCCUCUCUCCACGUUAUAAGACGUCUGUACUCAAGAGGCUGACAAACAAGUAGCUGUUUUUAUUGUUCCAGAUUUUAAUAAUAACAAAUAAUUACAACAAUAGCGUCUCCACAGUUUGGUAUUCUCUCUCUGUCUUGACAGCUACCAUAGGACUGCUUCCGUCAUGGGUUUUGUAACAUCGGUUUGCUUUAUUUACAAAAAAUUGAAUUCUUUCUCGUUCUCCCCCCCCCUCCCCUCUGUGCUUAUGAACAUAUGUAUAAAUACAUAUAUAUACGAGCGCAGAGGUAAAAACUUGUUGUGUAUUUUUGCCUCUUUUUAUUUAAGCAAUUGUGAUGUAAUAGGUUUUAGGCCUAAGGUCUGUUAUUGCAAUACUUUUACAGAAAAGAAGAAAAAAAAAAAUCAAAAAAUGUUGCUCUAAGUGCUGUUGUAGUCAAAGAUUUUAUGCUUGUACUUAUGCUGUAGUCAAACUGCAGCGUAAUGAAUAAAACUUUAAAAGUGA